This is a messenger RNA of Tupaia belangeri chinensis (Chinese tree shrew), 2498 nucleotides long. It is a transcript of the gene CACNB4, whose product is annotated as calcium voltage-gated channel auxiliary subunit beta 4. Bases 317 to 1738 code for a protein of 473 amino acids. Gene Ontology annotation, cellular component: voltage-gated calcium channel complex. Gene Ontology annotation, biological process: calcium ion transmembrane transport. The record is from RefSeq and is a predicted model, not a curated record. Lineage: Eukaryota; Metazoa; Chordata; Mammalia; Scandentia; Tupaiidae. Gene Ontology annotation, molecular function: protein binding; voltage-gated calcium channel activity. The transcript has 14 exons.
UUGAUAAGGCAGGCACAGUUCUUCCAGACAGGCCUUUUUCUUUUUGAGCUCUAGCUUUGGUUUCUGUAGCAGUUGUGUUUUUUGCCUUGAAAGAGGUGCUCUGGAUUAUCAGACCUCCAUGUAUGACAAUUUGUACCUGCAUGGAAUUGAAGACUCGGAGGCUGAAGAAUAAUGUGAUGUGUUACCCAAGAUGGUGUGAACAGAGCUUCAAGCCAAUGGAGAAGACUAGGCCUAAAUAGCUGACCCGGUGAAGUGACAAUAAAGCCACACCUGGAGUGCCACAUCCUCAGCAGUCUUUCUCAGUGCCAAUGCAUUUAUGGCUGGCUCAGCAGAUUCCUACACAAGCAGGCCAUCUGACUCUGAUGUCUCUUUGGAAGAGGACCGGGAAGCGAUUCGGCAAGAGAGAGAACAGCAGGCAGCGAUCCAGCUUGAAAGAGCAAAGUCCAAGCCUGUAGCAUUUGCUGUGAAGACAAACGUGAGCUACUGUGGUGCCCUGGACGAGGAUGUGCCUGUUCCAAGCACAGCCAUCUCCUUUGAUGCUAAGGACUUCCUGCAUAUUAAAGAGAAAUAUAACAAUGAUUGGUGGAUAGGAAGGCUGGUCAAAGAGGGCUGUGAGAUUGGUUUCAUCCCAAGUCCACUCAGGUUGGAAAAUAUACGGAUUCAGCAAGAACAAAAAAGAGGACGUUUUCACGGAGGGAAAUCAAGUGGAAAUUCUUCUUCAAGUCUUGGAGAAAUGGUAUCAGGGACAUUUCGAGCAACCCCCACAUCAACAGCAAAACAGAAGCAAAAAGUGACGGAGCACAUUCCUCCUUACGAUGUUGUGCCAUCGAUGCGUCCAGUGGUGUUAGUGGGGCCGUCACUGAAAGGUUAUGAGGUAACAGACAUGAUGCAGAAAGCCCUCUUUGAUUUCCUGAAGCACAGGUUUGAUGGGAGGAUAUCAAUAACAAGAGUGACAGCUGACAUUUCUCUUGCUAAGAGGUCUGUCCUAAAUAAUCCCAGCAAGAGAGCAAUAAUUGAACGUUCGAACACCCGGUCCAGCUUAGCGGAAGUACAAAGUGAAAUUGAAAGAAUCUUUGAGUUGGCACGAUCUUUACAACUGGUGGUUCUUGAUGCAGACACCAUCAAUCACCCGGCACAACUUAUAAAGACAUCUUUAGCACCAAUUAUUGUUCACGUGAAAGUCUCAUCUCCAAAGGUUUUACAGCGGUUGAUUAAAUCUAGAGGAAAGUCCCAAAGCAAACACUUGAACGUUCAAUUGGUGGCAGCUGAUAAACUUGCACAAUGUCCCCCAGAAAUGUUUGAUGUCAUAUUGGAUGAAAAUCAGCUGGAGGAUGCAUGUGAACAUCUGGGAGAGUACCUCGAGGCGUACUGGCGUGCCACCCACACAACCAGCAGCACCCCCAUGACCCCACUGCUGGGGAGGAAUCUGGGCUCAACAGCACUGUCACCAUAUCCCACAGCAAUUUCUGGGUUACAGAGUCAGCGAAUGAGGCACAGCAACCACUCCACAGAGAACUCUCCAAUUGAAAGACGAAGUCUAAUGACCUCUGAUGAAAAUUAUCACAAUGAAAGGGCUCGGAAGAGUAGGAACCGCUUGUCUUCCAGUUCCCAACAUAGCCGAGAUCAUUACCCUCUGGUGGAAGAAGAUUACCCUGACUCAUACCAGGACACUUACAAACCCCAUAGGAACCGAGGAUCGCCUGGGGGAUAUAGCCAUGACUCCAGACAUAGGCUUUGAGUCUGACAAAACAAACACAAAAAAAUUCAUCUGUUGACAAUUUGCCAUAGCACUGCUAGGAUAAACCAGUCAUCUUACCUUGGCAAGCACAGCACAGUAUUCACUGUGCUUAUGGGCUGCUGUCAUUUGAUGCUAAUGGGCAAAACAAAUUUAAAAUGUACAUUAUGCCCUUGAAUCUAGAUGGAUAUUAGAUGCCCAAUCAUUUUUAAGUGCAAUCAUUUACAUAAUAACAAUACCUUUUGUUUUCUUCAUAGAUUUAGACACAUCAAUUUGUAAUUAGGGUACUUAUCAAGGCACAUAUAAAAUAAUUUCCCAUGCUGGAAAUUCCAAAUGACCAGUUCCAGUUGGAACCAAUUUAUAAACCAAUUCCUGUUGGAAUUUGGGUGAAUUGACUAGAAAGUCUACUUGAGCAUGUUGCAAUCAAUUGAAAAAAUCUGAAGGAAAAAAAAUACCACAUAAUUAUUAAGAAAAUCGAAAUACCAAUAGAAGCUAAAACCAGCUAUGAUAUUUACUUGCUGGAAGCUAAAUUUACACUUAAAGUUGGAUUGUAUAAACAUUUUAAUAUAUGUUAAUGUUGCCAGAGUGGUUUUUCAAACUUACCAAAUGUAUUGAUAGUGCCAAAAAAACUCAGAAAUCUUAAUGCAGAAAUCGUAUAGUUUCUCGGAUUUUAAUCUUUUUAUUUCUUCCCUGGCACAGCUGUCGUAUUCAAAGUGUCUUUGGUUUUUGUUUAGUCAGUCCAGUUAACUCAUUAGAAGUUGGC